AUGUGUGUGUGUGUGUGUGUGUGGGAGGACAGAGAUUUGACAUGGACAUGAUUCCAGUGCUUCUUUUAAGAGCGCCUGAUUGGAGCAUGGCAGUCACUGUGGAUUGGAUGUGUUUUAUUGGAGCUGUAGAUGAUACAGAGAUAUGCCGUAAAAAUUAGUUAGAUUUCCUAGUUUGUUCGUUUUUUUUAAUGUGGAAAUGUAGACUGCUCUUUUAAAGAUGGAAACAAGCUUCAAACGUCAGAGGGUGGACUACUCCCUGACGACUUUUAUUAACCCCUACAGUGUAUGGAAAGUGCUCCUGGAUGGACCUGGGCGAAAACAGCUGGUCCAUGGUCAAGCGAGAAGUAUCCAGCAGCCCAGGGUCACCGGCUGAACAGACCUACCUGCCCGGUGACAGCAGGAGGGACGGUCCCACCUCGGAUGAGUUGAGGACUCCUCCGAGCGACCUUGACGCACUGGGGCACCGCCGCUCCGACGGCAGAUCACUACACUCCUACGUUCACUUCGGACACCAUAACAACACCCUGACCACUGCCGAGGACAUCCCGCUGUUUACGGAUUUAGACCAGGGUAGCAAACUCGUCCUUUCCAGCGGAGCGCACAAAGCGGGCUUGCUGGUGGACCCGACCGACAUGUACCAAACAUUGGCCAUCGCCGCCGCCCAGAGCCAGACUGGAUAUGAUUCCUCCACUGGUGGUUAUAUGCACUCCAACCCCAACUCCCCCGUGUAUGUCCCCAGCUCCCGGGUGGGUUCCAUGAUACCCAGCCUCUCUUAUCUGCAGGCCAGCAGCUCUGCACAGCCCAGUCACGCCGUCACCAGCCACUCGGUCUGGUCACAGUCCACCCCGGAGAGCCCUUCAUACAGCACCGGUAGCCCGCACACUUCCAGUCGAUACCAUUACCCUCCAAGCCCGCCUAUGAAUAACGGGACGCCUAGGGACACCGGCUACAGUAACACGCUGAACGUGGGCGGCAGAGACCAGUACGGUCUCUCUCGGUCCCUCGGUGGGACUUACGCGAGUCCAUACUCUCCUUAUGUUGCACCGCAGCUGUCCCAGCUGCCCUCGCCUUGGCCCGGGGCACCUUUUGAUAACACCAUGCUGCACACCUUGCCGACCAGACCCUUGAUUCGAGGACCAAACGGAGUUUCAGACAUUCUGGACGACAUGGGGGAGAGCAGGGAGUGCGUCAACUGCGGCUCCAUCUCCACGCCGCUCUGGAGGCGCGACGGCACGGGCCACUUUCUCUGCAACGCCUGCGGCCUUUACAGCAAAAUGAAUGGGCUGAGCCGGCCAUUAAUUAAACCACAGAAACGGACGUCAACGUCCAGAAGAAUCGGCCUGUCCUGCGCUAACUGUCAAACCAGCACGACAACUUUGUGGCGCAGAAACGCGGAGGGCGAGCCAGUGUGUAACGCGUGUGGGCUCUACACGAAAUUACACGGGGUACCUCGGCCUCUCGCCAUGAAGAAAGAGGGAAUCCAGACAAGAAAAAGAAAACCCAAAACUUUGAAUAAAACAAAAGGAUCGUCUGGAAAUAACAACUCUGUCUCUAUGACUCCCACAUCCACAUCUUCAUCUAAUUCUGAAGACUGCUCGAAAACCAGCUCUCCCUCUGGACAGGUGUCAGGGGUCAGUUCGUCUGUGCUGUCCAGCUCAGGGGAGGGAACAGGCUCCGGCUCAGUGGUGAAGUACCCGGGACAGGACAGCCUGUACACGAGCGUGGGUCUGUCCCAGCCAUCAGAUGUAGCUUCAGUGAGGGGUGAACCCUGGUGCCCUAUGGCCUUAGCUUGAACAUCUACAUCUUUGGGAGGACAGCAAUCCCUGGCCCCUUCUGUCUGGAUGCUAUGUGGUGUGGAAGUAUUCGGGGGACAAUGUUUCUUUCCUUCCUCGCAGCUGAUGCAAGAAGAGACAGACUGGGUGGAGAAAAAACAAAGCAUGAGACGUCCUUCAGUCACAGUGCAAGUUUGAACCGAGCGAGGAAUAGCUGGGAUUGGUUUCCAGGUUGGUGUGGGGAUCUAGUUGCCUUAAGAAAACAAAGGGAAUCAUCAGGCCAGAUGAUCAAUCAGGUGGCCUACCUUGGAUGGUUUCCGGACCUGCUGUGCACUCUGAUAUCUCUCCCAUCCCAUGGCACAGAACCAGAUCUUAAAAUAAAGCCAUCGUGUACAUAACGGAUUUCCUCUCUGACGAAAAAGCUGUUGAUUGGAUACCACUGCUUCGUUAAGCGCUGUAUUCUUUAAGGACAUUUAGAUUUUUUUUUUUCCUUUCCACAACUGGAAUCACAAGUGCCGAGACAACUUUUAUGAAUCAAAAGAAAAAAAAAUAUUUAUAAAUCUUCCAUUGUUGAAAACAUGGCUAUGAUUGUUAAUAAAGAUAUCAAUAUAGAGUAGAAGUUAAACCAUUCUGAUGUCUUCUUUUCUAAUUUUUUUUUUUUUGUUCUUUAUAAGUGGUUGUUUUUGUAGUACAGUAGUGUUGAAUCUGCACACGUUUUCCACUGAAAGCUCUUACUGUAUUUGACUGAAACUAGCUUGGUUUAAACAGGGUAUAAACGAAUAUGUCAUCUAGAGUUUUGUUUAAUUAUUUACUGAAAAAAAAAAAGACAAGCAAAUAAUCGACUGCUUCAGACUAAUGUUUGAUAUUGAUUUAUUACUGUUGGGUAGCAUUAAGGUACUAUUCUUAAAGCACAGCUACAAAAACUCUUUUAUAUGUAAAGCAGUUGGAUGGCUUGUUUGAACAAAACACACCCAGGACCCACUGACCUUUAUGUUACAAGACAUAAAAUACAGAAGAAGACUGUUGGCUGCACUACCUGACUCAUUAUAAACUGUGUACCUUUCACAAUGCAA
This is a messenger RNA of Larimichthys crocea (large yellow croaker), 2845 nucleotides long. It is a transcript of the gene gata6, whose product is annotated as GATA binding protein 6. The transcript is spliced from 7 exons. Lineage: Eukaryota; Metazoa; Chordata; Actinopteri; Sciaenidae. The coding region runs from base 303 to 1793 and encodes 496 amino acids. Gene Ontology annotation, cellular component: nucleus. Gene Ontology annotation, molecular function: RNA polymerase II cis-regulatory region sequence-specific DNA binding; DNA-binding transcription factor activity, RNA polymerase II-specific; zinc ion binding. The record is from RefSeq and is a predicted model, not a curated record. Gene Ontology annotation, biological process: cell fate commitment; positive regulation of transcription by RNA polymerase II; negative regulation of transcription by RNA polymerase II.